Messenger RNA from Cyprinodon tularosa, 2303 nucleotides. It is a transcript of the gene enox2, whose product is annotated as ecto-NOX disulfide-thiol exchanger 2. Gene Ontology annotation, biological process: ultradian rhythm. NCBI's taxonomy places the organism in Eukaryota, Metazoa, Chordata, Actinopteri, Cyprinodontiformes, Cyprinodontidae. The coding region runs from base 245 to 2284 and encodes 679 amino acids. The transcript is spliced from 16 exons. The record is from RefSeq and is a predicted model, not a curated record. Gene Ontology annotation, molecular function: protein-disulfide reductase activity; RNA binding. Gene Ontology annotation, cellular component: external side of plasma membrane; plasma membrane.
AAGCACGUGUGGACCUUCCGCUUGCCGUACUUGGCUCCGCCAUUGUUUUGACAGUUUUGUUUGCUAACCGAAAUGUGGACUUAUUUAGUCGCUGUUGGAGUGAAGUUGAAACUACACAUUAAAAAUGCGGUUUUAGGAAACCCGUCAGAAACUCGGGGGGCAUGAGAGAAGACGCACACUUCCAACAGAUUCCUUAUAGGAGCAGAAGAGCUGAGGUCACGUUGUGCAACGCUCUAUCUAUAGGAUGUACAAGGACUACAGAUCAGGUCGAGUCACAGGACUCAACACUCUGCCAUUUGAUCCAGCAGCCAACAACGACCCUCUCCAGUUCAACGGUUCUAGUGGCCCCCUUGGGCCUGAGUGCUCUCCUUUGGAAAACACGGCUGAAAACGGCAAAAAGAGAAAGAGAGUCAGCCUUCCUCCAGAAGGGAUCUGUAACAUGACAAUGGACUCCAACUCAAUGACGAUGCCCAUGUCAGACCCCAACCCUUGGGCAGCUAUGAACAACAUGGGGAUGCCUCCUAUAGGAAUGACCGGACAGCCGCUUAUACCAGAUUUUGAUCCUAACCUUGGUAUGAUGGCUGGGAUAACCCCCAUAAAUCCAAUGAUGCCUGGCCUCGGCAUGGUGCCUGCACCCGUCUCCCAGGACGUACCAGUCGUGAAGGAGAUCAUCCACUGCAAGAGCUGCACCCUUUUCCCCCCCAACCCCAACCUUCCUCCUCCAGCCACAAGGGAACGCCCCCCAGGUUGCAAGACCGUGUUUGUCGGUGGUUUGCCGGAAAACGCCACGGAACAGCUCAUCAUGGAGGUUUUUGGGCAGUGCGGCGAUAUCACAGCCAUUCGCAAAAGCAAGAAGAACUUCUGCCACAUCAGAUUCGCAGAGGAGUCCACAGUAGACAAGGCUCUCUUCCUGUCUGGUUAUCGAAUCCGUUUGGGCUCCAGCACAGACAAAAAGGACACCGGUCGCCUCCACGUUGACUUUGCACAGGCCAGAGAUGACCUGUAUGAGUGGGAGUGCCGCCAGCGCAUGCUGGCCCGAGAGGAGCGCCACAGGCGCAAGAUGGAGGAGGAUCGCCUGCGGCCGCCCUCCCCUCCUCCGAUUGUCCACUAUUCAGAGCAUGAGUGCAGCCAGCUGGGGGACAAAAUCAAAGACGAUGGAAAGUUUCCAGAGGCCGUGCGAGUGCUCCUGACCUGGCUGGAAAGGGGGGAAGUCAAUCGCAGAAAUGCCAACAACUUCUACUCCAUGAUCCAGUCCUCCAACAGCCACAUCCGCCGGCUGAUGGGUGAGAAGAGUCAGCACGAGAAGGAGAUGGAGGAGGCCAAAGACAAGUUCAAGACGGCUCUGGCUGGCAUAGUGGCUCAAUUUGAGCAGAUUGUGUCUGUAUUCCAAGCUGCUUCCAAACAAAAGGCAUGGGACCAUUUCUCCAAAGCUCAGCGCAAGAACUUGGACAUGUGGCGCAAACAAGUCGAGGAGAUCAGAAACAUGCACAACGAGCAGCUGAUGGACAUCAGACGUGAAGAGGAGAUGGAGAUGUCUGAUGAUGAUAUGGAGGACGUCCCUGACAGCAAAGACUCUGAAGACUCAGGUGUUUCCCAAGCAGAAGCCUUAAAGGAGGAGAACGACUCCCUGCGCUGCCAGCUGGACGCCUACAGGAACGAGGUGGAGCUGCUCAAACAGGAGCAAGGAAAGAACCAGCCGGUGCGGAGUGAGGAGGACAGCACUCAUUCCCAGCAGCUCAGCUUCCUGCAGCAGGCUCUGCAAGGCAUGCAAAAGCAACUUUUAAAAAUGAGGGAUGAACUGAAGCAGCGGGAGGCUGAGCUGGAAAAGAGUAUGGAGGACAAACAGCACCUAAAGUCACAAGUCCAGAAUCUGAAGGAGACUCUCCAGAAGCUGCAGAGCACACAGACGAUACAGCUGGAGAUGUCGAAGCCUUGUGAUGGAUGCAGUGAGGACAGCGACAAUCAGACCGCUGAUGCCACACUUUCCUGCAGCCAGGAGAAGAGAGGCCCCACAGAGAAGAACUCAACAAGCCCCAUUCACUCAGAGAGGGAAGCCUUGCUUGUUGGGAUCAUCUCAACCUUCCUGCACGUCCACCCGUUUGGAGCCAGCAUCGAGUACAUCUGUUCCUACCUCCAGCGUUUGGACACCAAGAUUAACCCCAGUGAGGUGGAGGCUCUCCUUUCCCGGCUGCCCUGCACCUUCAGGCAGGAGCUAACUGGUGUCGGAGCGAGUCUGGAGAAACGCUGGAACUUCUGUGGCUUUGAAGGCAUCAAAAGCACCUAGAAUUCUGCAAGGGGCUUGG